GAUGGAUCUACGACGCUCGGGGCGCUCGGGCGCCCGCCAGGCUAAGAGCGAGGAGCAGGAUAGCAAGAAGAUCGGUGUCAAACGAGAGCAUGAUGACAGCAGCGGCCUUCACGGCCACAAGAGGGUGCGCAAGCACGAAAACGCCGUCAAGAGUGAGGACGAGAAAGCAUUAGUUCAAGUCAAGGAAGGAGCGGGUCGGGAUGAGACGGAAGCGGUCAGUGCUGAUGAGGAUGAGGGUAGUGGUCAGCUGGUGGCUGCGGAGCCCUAUCCGAAUCUUCGGCGGCCUUCUGCCGACGAGUGCUACGCUGUCGGGAGGGCACUCCGGGAUCUUCAUGGCGGCGACCGCGUCAAGGGAAGGGUGAGAUGCCACACCACACCUCACUCGUUUGAGCAUUUGGAAACACCGGCUUGUGUGUUUUGCGGCAUGUGUGAGUGUGCUUCAGGACUGUAGUGUGAUGGACAUGCUGGUGCGUGUGAUGCUCUCGCAAAACACCACCGACAAGCUAUCGAAACAGACAUUCCAGAGUUUGAAGGUCAGCAUCACUUGCUGCGACCGAUCCAUCCAUCGAUCAGCUGGUCUCACUGCUGGCUUAUCCGUCAUUUAGGCUGCCUUCCCCACGUGGCGGUCGGUGCUCGAUGCCCCCGCUGCAGACGUCGAGGCCACCAUACAGAAGGGCGGCCUGGCCCAUACAAAGGUGGAUACGCGAGAAGCAAGGGCGUCGGCACACUUACAGGGGGAUGGCUGUCGCUAUUCCUUCCAGGUGAAGCGCAUCCAGGCGAUCCUGCAGUCUGUAGUCGAUGGGGGACAUGUGGUGAGCGCGGCAAGCAGCAACAGCCGCAUCCAUCUCCCAAUUUGGUGUAUUGUUCAGGUAGCUGGCGAGCCGUCGCUGGAGCACUUGAGGGGCGUGCCUGACGAGCAGGUCAAGCAGGCGCUCCUGAGGUAUGCAGCAACGAAAUGAGCGGCCAGCAAUGGAACUACACAAGUGCUCGUAUACUGAUCGGUCAGGUACAAUGGUGUAGGUCCCAAGACCGUCGCGUGUGUCAUGAUGUUCGGACUGGGUAGGCAGGCCCAUGGACGUGGCCCCUAGCUAUAGCUGCCGGUUGAUCUCCCUUUUCCAGGUCGUUCGGAGUUUCCCGUGGACACCCACGUGCUCCAUAUCGCGCAGCGGCUGCAUUGGGUGCCCCAGUCUGCAACACGCGUACAAGCGUACCAACACCUCAAUCGCAGGUCAGUUGUGUGUAUGACACUCACUGCGAGCCUAAGAUCAUGUGUUCAUGUUUGUGUGUGACCCGGCUAACCAGGGUGCCUGACGAUAUCAAGCACUCGCUGCACGUUCUCUUGGUGGAACACGGCAAGGUGAAUGAAGAUUCCCCUCCUCACGCACCGCACAGACAGUCGUGUAUGUGUGUCUCCUGUCUGUUUGUGUGUGGUGGUUCCGUUUUCAGUGCUGCGUCCCGUGCGCCAAGAACGGCCGUCUGCAGAAGGAAUCCUCAGGAUCCUGCCCCCUGCAGCCUCUCAUCCACCGCGGCACCACGCCGCCGCAGCUGGAAGGCAGCACCUCUCAGCCGGCAAUGCUGGAAGGCGCCGAUGGGCCGCCAGCAAGUGCUGCCGCUGCUGCUCCUGCUGCAGUCGUCAAGAAAGAGGGUGGAGAGCUGGUGCGGGUGAAAGAGGAAGCCGAAUGAUGGAUGAGAGCGGGUGGAUGCUGGUAUACGAUGCGUGUGGGUGGGUGGGCUGAUUUGAUUGUCGCCUUGUACAUAUCAGUGUGUGUUUUGGGACGUGGCACUUGUGUGCAUGCCGUCUUCUGGGGCCGUGUGUGGGAUAGGAUGACGGCCGCUGUGGGUGUCUAUAAAGCAGUGCAGUGCAGUGCGGUGCGGUGCGGUGCGGUGUGUGUUG
Vitrella brassicaformis is the source of this 1894-nucleotide messenger RNA. The record is from the annotation of a GenBank genome assembly. NCBI's taxonomy places the organism in Eukaryota, Vitrellaceae.